Messenger RNA from Melanotaenia boesemani (Boeseman's rainbowfish), 2857 nucleotides. It is a transcript of the gene slc26a11, whose product is annotated as solute carrier family 26 member 11. Lineage: Eukaryota; Metazoa; Chordata; Actinopteri; Atheriniformes; Melanotaeniidae. Gene Ontology annotation, biological process: transmembrane transport. Gene Ontology annotation, cellular component: membrane. The coding region runs from base 330 to 2114 and encodes 594 amino acids. The record is from RefSeq and is a predicted model, not a curated record. The transcript has 15 exons. Gene Ontology annotation, molecular function: secondary active sulfate transmembrane transporter activity.
GGAAGAAAAGAGGAACCUGUCUGAUGAGCGAAAUGUAGGCAUUUUAGGAAGCUGUUUUAACAGCAGCGGACUUGAAAAAUCACAGUCGAGCUGACAGAUGAUAAAGGUAAACGUCACACUGGAUUGUAUUACUCAUCUGAAUCUAUGGAGUCCAACCACUUUGAAGGAAUACAAACAUGCAAGCUAACACAUGCAUGCACAUAGUGCAUCACUGUCACUUAGUCCUGAAUGCUGAGCAUCUCAGGAGGAAAAGCCAAAGAAACCAAGUAGGAUACCAAAGCUGAUGGUAUUUAAAACAGAGUAAAACUUAAUCACUUAAUUCUGGUGGGAUGGAUCAGUCUCUGACGGGAAGAGAAUUGUCCCAUGGCUGCUGUUCCUACAGCACUCUGAAAGCCUGGCUGCCCAUCCUCUCCUGGUUGCCCCAGUACAAGCUGAAGUACCUGCAGAUGGACCUACUUGCUGGGCUCACUGUUGGGAUGACAACAGUACCACAGGCACUGGCUUAUGCUGAAGUAGCAGGCCUUCCUGUGCAGUAUGGACUCUAUUCUGCCUUCAUGGGGGGAUUUAUCUACACCUUCUUGGGAACCUCUAAGGAUGUGACACUGGGUCCCACAGCUAUUAUGUCCCUCCUGUGUUUCUCAGUGGUCGGGGGUCAGCCCCACCGAGCUGUGCUGCUCAGCCUCCUGUGUGGACUCAUCCAGGCUGUGAUGGCAUUACUCAGAUUAGGAUUCCUGCUGGACUUUGUCUCUUACCCUGUAAUAAAAGGCUUCACCUGUGCUGCUGCGGUAACCAUUGGCUUUGGCCAGGUCAAAAAUAUUCUGGGAAUCCAGGGUGUACCCCAGCAGUUUUUUCUGGAGGUUUACUACACCUUCUACAAGAUCCCAGAGGCCAGAGUUGGUGAUGUGGUCUUGGGCUUGCUUUGUCUCACUCUGCUGAUCAUACUGAUGUUUAUGAAGUCAAGCCUGGGCUCUGAUUCUGCUCCCACCUGCACCAGAGCAGCCAGGAAACUCGUGUGGGCUGUUGCUACCAUGCGUAAUGCCCUGGUGGUCAUAGCUGCAUCCCUUGUAGCAUUUUCUUGGGAAGCUUAUGGUCAUCAUGUGUUCACAAUCACUGGGCGCACCACUCAAGGACUGCCACCUUUUAGGCCCCCGCCCACCUCAGACACCAUAGCCAAUGGCACCGUGGUCUCUUUUGGAGAAAUUGUAGAGGGCUUUGGAGGAGGACUCGCUGUGAUCCCCUUCAUGGGUCUGCUGGAGAGCAUUGCCAUUGCAAAAGCUUUUGCCAGUCAGAAUGACUACAGGAUUGACGCCAACCAGGAACUGCUGGCAAUUGGUGUGACCAACAUCAUGGGCUCCUUUGUGUCAGCGUACCCCAUCACUGGCAGCUUUGGAAGGACAGCAGUGAACUCUCAGACCGGAGUUUGCACUCCAGCUGGAGGGAUCAUCACCAGUGUGAUUGUGUUGCUGUCUUUAGCGUUCCUCAUGCCAGCUUUCUACUACAUCCCUAAAGCUUCGCUAGCUGCUGUUAUCAUCUGUGCUGUUGCUCCCAUGGUGGAUUACCAUGUGGUGGUGAAGAUGUGGAAGAUAUAUAAGCUAGACCUGCUGCCUUUUGCUGUGACGUUCCUAAUGAGUUUCUGGGAGGUGCAGUAUGGCAUCAUAGGAGGUGUAGCUGUGUCUGGAGUGCUGCUGCUGUACAGAAUGGCCAGACCGCAGAUAAAGAUUUCUGACCAUGGCGCGCUGUUGAUGGAGCUGAACAGUGGCCUCAGUUUUCCUGCCACGGAAUAUCUCAGUCAUGUUAUGCACACUCAGGCUCUGCAGGUGUCUCCUCCGCGGUCAGUGGUGCUGGACUGCCAUCAUGUCAGCAUCAUAGAUUACACAGUGAUCAGCGAGCUGAGGGACCUGCUGAGGCAGUUUAACCUUCGAGAAGUCCAGUUGGUGUUUUCUAGAUUGCAGCCUUCUGUUCUGAAGGUUCUCCUUGCAGCUGAUCUGCAGGGCCUCAGGUUUACCAACAGCGUGGAAGAGGCACUUCAGAUGGAGUUAGGAAACCUCUUUACUGACUACAAUCAAACCCGUCAAAUCCCAGUCCAGAGCUGCAGAAGCAACACUGAUGAAUGAUCUCGGUUUUCUGGGAUUAUUAUUCUGUCAUGACUUUUAAAACUGCCUGCAGUCACUGAUUUCCUGGGAAAAAUUAAGUUAAUCUGUGUACUAUUGAAGUACCGAAUUACACUGAUGUAUCGUCCAAUCUCCAGUAAAAAACACUACUUCACCAAUGACCAGAGUUGACCUAAUAGAUCUAAUAUUUGUGUUGUACCCUAAAGUAUUUUUUAGGGAAAGACUAUAUAAUUUUGUUGGCAAUUAUAUUUUUCAGCUGAUGAAAGACCCCACACCAAGCUCUUUCCUGUCUGUCAUUGGUCUAUCAAUCUCCUCCAGUCCUGCAUACUUGGCCAUUUUGUUGCUUUGCCUUUCUUCUCUUCUUUUUCAUGUUCUCUUCUUCUCUCUUCUUUCCCAAGAACAGCUGCUAAUCCCCAACAAGUGCGCCUCAGACCCCAUUUUACUUUAAUUCUCAUCAUCAUUAUACAUUAAUCACUUUUUAUAAACAAUUGUGCGCAUCUCAUGAAUUUACAAGUCAUUCUUGUAAUUCUUAUCACACAAUGGACCAAAUCAGGUUUUUUUCACAAGAUUUGUAAUUAAUGAACAGAACAGAUUGAAACCAACACAUGUGCCACUCAUAAAAUGUUGUUAUUUAUAAGAAAUUUGAUGGAGGAUGACAUUUAUACUAUUUUUAUGUCAGAUAUAUGUUGUCAUCACAACCUCAUCAGGGAUUUUUACUGAAUAAAGCAUUUACAUUUUAUUGUCUA